AUGUAUUGUCUAAAAGUCAUUCUGUAUUUUCUAAAAGACAAUCAUUAUGUAUUGUAUUUUCUAAAAGUCAUUCUGUAUUUUCUUAAAGUCAUUCUCUAUUUUUUAAAAGUCAUUCUGUAUUUUCUUAAAGUCAUUCUCUAUUUUUUAAAAGUCAUUCUGUAUUUUCUUAAAGUCAUUCUGUAUUUUUUAAAAGUCAUUCUGUAUUUUCUUAAAGUCAUAUAA
Molecule: messenger RNA, 222 nt
Organism: Lottia gigantea (owl limpet)
Lineage: Eukaryota; Metazoa; Mollusca; Gastropoda; Lottiidae
Exons: 1
Coding region: 1-222 (73 amino acids)
Source: RefSeq, a predicted model, not a curated record